This is a messenger RNA of Pygoscelis adeliae (Adelie penguin), 1353 nucleotides long. RefSeq names its product zonadhesin-like. The record is from RefSeq and is a predicted model, not a curated record. The transcript is spliced from 2 exons. Bases 1 to 1353 code for a protein of 450 amino acids. NCBI's taxonomy places the organism in Eukaryota, Metazoa, Chordata, Aves, Sphenisciformes, Spheniscidae.
AUGCUGUCACUGUGCCCACCAACAUCACAAUCACCAUCAUCGCCAUUACCAUCAUCCAUCACGCUGUCACUGUGCCCACCAACAUCACAAUCACCAUCAUCGCCAUUACCAUCAUCCAUCACGCUGUCACUCCAUCACCCAUCAUGCUGUCACUGUGCCCACCAACAUCACAAUCACCAUCAUCGCCAUUACCAUCACCCAUCACACUGUCACUGUGCCCACCAACAUCAUCAUCAUCAUCAUCAUCACCAUCACCCAUCACGCUGUCACUGUGCCCACCAACAUCAUCAUCAUCAUCAUCGCCAUUACCAUCACCCAUCACACUGUCACUGUGCCCACCAACAUCAUCAUCAUCAUCAUCGCCAUUACCAUCACCCAUCACGCUGUCACUGCGCCCACCAACAUCGCCUCAUCAUCAUCGCCAUCACCAUCACCCAUCAUGCUGUCACUGUGCCCACCAACAUCGCCAUCAUCAUCAUCGCCAUCACCAUCACCCAUCACGCUGUUACUGUGCCCACCAACAUCGCCAUCACCAUCAUCGCCAUCACCAUCACCCAUCAUGCUGUCACUGUGCCCACCAACAUCACAAUCACCAUCAUCGCCAUUACCAUCACCCAUCACACUGUCACUGUGCCCACCAACAUCAUCAUCAUCAUCAUCGUCAUCACCAUCACCCAUCACGCUGUCACUGUGCCCACCAACAUCACCAUCACCAUCAUCGCCAUCACCAUCACCCAUCAUGCUGUCACUGUGCCCACCAACAUCGCCAUCAUCAUCAUCGCCAUCACCAUCCCCCAUCACGCUGUCACUGUGCCCACCAACAUCACCAUCACCAUCAUCGCCAUCACCAUCACCCAUCAUGCUGUCACUGUGCCCACCAACAUCACAAUCACCAUCAUCGCCAUUACCAUCACCCAUCACGCUGUCACUGUGCCCACCAACAUCACAAUCACCAUCAUCGCCAUUACCAUCAUCCAUCACGCUGUCACUGUGCCCACCAACAUCACAAUCACCAUCAUCGCCAUUACCAUCAUCCAUCACGCUGUCACUGUGCCCACCAACAUCGCCAUCGUCAUCAUCGCCAUCACCAUCACCCAUCACGCUGUUACUGUGCCCACCAACAUCGCCAUCAUCAUCAUCGCCAUCACCAUCACCCAUCACGCUGUUACUGUGCCCACCAACAUCGCCAUCAUCAUCAUCAUCGCCAUCACCAUCACCCAUCAUGCUGUCACUGUGCCCACCAACAUCGCCAUCUCAGCUGCAAGGCAGUUUGGGCAGCUGGUGUGUACCAAUUUACACCAACAGCAUAAGGCGACUGCAGAAGGCUGCGUUCCCAGUCCCAUGACUUUAUAG